AUGGAAGAUUUACAGCCAAUGUCAGCAGUUGAGCAAACUUCUUUCUGUGUGGAAUUGAUGAAGCGCCUGAACAUUCAGCGAAAACAAGAUUAUUUGUGCGACAUUACUUUGGUGACGAACGACGACAGAGAGUUUAAGGCUCACAGAAAUGUUCUUUCCGCCGCAAGUCCGUUCUUUUGCAAGCUUCUGCAGAGCGACAUGAAGGAGAAUCGAGAAGGAAUCGUUCGAUUUGAGGAGAUCUCAGGAUCUGUUAUGGAAGAUAUUUUGGAAUUCGUCUACACAGGAACUGUGGAAGUAACUCAGGAGAAUGCUAAGGAAUUGAUCGCCGCUGGGAACUACCUGAUGAUGCCGAGCUUGAAAACAGUUUCGGGGCGAUUUUUGGAUCAAGAAAUGUCCAUGUCUAACUGCAUUUCAACUUUUUAUUUUUGCUGA
Stylophora pistillata is the source of this 432-nucleotide messenger RNA. Its product is annotated as kelch-like protein 24. The record is from RefSeq and is a predicted model, not a curated record. Gene Ontology annotation, molecular function: protein binding. Lineage: Eukaryota; Metazoa; Cnidaria; Anthozoa; Scleractinia; Pocilloporidae.